CGUACCCAUCAUGGCCUCUGAGCAGCAGCUGGUCAGACCGAUCAGACGGACCCAGCCCGUCAGACACCGGCACCGGUGAAGAGGCUCCAUGUGUCCCUCAUCAUCUCCAUCAUCGUCGGUCAGAUAUCUGAGCAGAAGGGCUGCGCUCCGCAAGCCCGGUGCCAGCAUGGAUAAGGAUGACACCAUUAAUCUGUCCGUGCAGCGGGUCCUCAGUCUCUUGGUCCAGGGCACGGUACCGACCUUAAAGGACUUCACAGAAAUGUGGUACUGUGUGUUUCUCUGGUGUCUCUUCUCGUCUCUCUUCGUCUACGGUGCUGUGGGUCUGCUAAUGUGCGUGACGCUGCAGCGUCAUAAGAGAGGGCGCUUCAUCACGGUGGUCCUCAUCAGCGUGGGUUUCCUCGCAUCCCUCACUGGAGGGGUCAUCACCAGUGCGGCCGUGGCAGGUGUGUAUCGUGUGGCGGGAAAAGGCAUGACUCCAUUAGAAGCUCUGGUGUUUGGCAUGGGCCAGACGGCGUUCACCGUCGUCAUUUCAUUCUCACGAAUACUCGCCACGCUCUGAACGGACAGACUGGCACACGGAUACAGCCAAUCAGCUCACAGAAGAGGAGACAGUGGGUGUGGCUGGGGUGAGUGGCCUUUGGAACGGUGAGACGGAUGAGCCGCUGUAUAAACUCUGUGGAAAGGCGUCGAUCGGUUCAGAUCAACUCGAUGCAAAAUCAGCGUAAGAGCUGUGCACAAGCCUUUGUCAGAAUCUCAAUCAACGUGCCAAUUGCCUUGACGGUGAACUACGAUGACUCUUUACACGUCUUGAACAUUUGUUGUUUUUGCACUCGGAUCUCUGCAGCUUUAUGCCGAUGAAGCCGUAAUGCAGUAAAGUGGAAACAAACUGCGACCGUGAUCACGCCAUAAUCUGUCUCUCUUUCAUAUUCCCUUUUCUUUCACGCUCUCCCACACGAGCUGAGCGGUCGGAAACAUUCCUGUUUGUGUGCAAAGAUUUUCUCUCUGUUAUCACAUCACCAUUUCUUCCACUUUGCACAUUUUACAUGUUGUUGGAAGGUGCUUCAAUGCUCUAAAAGUAUACUAAGAUGUUAAGGAGAAAUCUGAAUUGAUCCAUAAUGGAACAAAUCCUUUUUCAAACGGAAACGAUUAACACUGAUAUUUAGAUUUCUCUAAGGCAUUGAUUGUUCGAUGUCAUCCGUCGGUUUGGAUUAUAUCAUGGGUACGUUCAUCCUGUAGAUGUUGAAAACUAUACUCUUGUCCUUGUAAAUGACUAGUCUUAUGUAUAAUCCACUUUAUCCAGCAUUACUGUGGCAAUACUAUCCCAGCCCAUAUACAGAGACUCUAAACCUUAGGCCUUAAAAGACGAGACAAACUCUCGUGCGUUGAGUGUAUGUGAGAAUUCAUCCUGAACUGAUUCAACACACUUUGAAAGACUAUUGAGGAGUUGAAUCGUAAGGCGAUCCUCUUUCCCUCGGGUUUCCUCUGCCGCACGCCACACGGCUGCAUUAAAAACAUGGUGAUGUUGGGGUACAUAAAUGUAUUGUGCUUGAAAGUUCGGAUGCAGGAGUUCUACUAAGGCCAUGAGGAAACAAAUGGAUUUUUGGCUGUUGAUUGGAUGUGUGAAAACUGCAGAUCGCACGUGUGAUAUUGUAGGAUGCCUUCCAUAAGAUUCCCAGUAUAUGCAGCAAAUGUGUCAAUAUUUGAAGAUAUUGGUUGAACAAUGUGAAAUAUGUUUUACCUCACACUUGCCACUGGCAUGUUCACAGCAAAUAAUGUUUUAUUUUGCGUAUUUUAUGCUGUGGUGAAGUGAUGUGAAAGACCAUUUGAGAUUCUGAACUUAAAGGAAUGUCACCCAAAAAAUGGUCCCCGAUGACUUUCCAUAGUAAUAAUGAAAUGUACUUCAAGUCAAUGGGGAUCAUUUUGGGGUGAACUAUCCUUUAAUCAUUUGUGAAAAAAGUGUAUUUUAUAUUUAUUUUAUUUAAAACAUCUUUUAUUUCUGGUAGCACUUUCUAUGAGGUCGUUUAGUUUUAGUCUUAUACCGUAUAUAUACUGUAUAUAUACACUUCAUAUAUUUACAGGCCAAAUCUAUCAUUUUUUUCAUUAUGUUGAAAAGUUGAUUUCAUAACCAUUUGCAACUAAAUUAUUAUGCUGUCAAGUAUUACUUUUAAAGUAUUUAAAAAAACCUGCAUUUUCAAAUGGUGUUACAAAACCGCUUCGAACCGAUGCCAAAUUCUUUCUUUUUGUAUGAAGCGGUACAAAAAACGCAUUAUUCAUAUAGAUCUUAUUUUCUACAAAAAUCCUUUAUAUUUUCAUAUAUGUUAAAUGUCUAUUAACAUUUAUUCCUUUCGUGAUCAUUGUGUCAAAGCAAAUAACAUCUGCAGGUCGCUUCAACACAUUGUGUGGUAUGAAAGAAGUGAUGUCUGAUGUCACAGAUACUCACAAGAUUUCUUUGUUUAAGCCAAAGUAUUCUUUAUCACUUCAGCUUUAGUACUUUUUAAUUGAAUGUUUUUUUUUAACCCGAUCGUUUGACUUUUGUAUUUUGCAAACUUCUUAGCACUGAUUCAUGAACCCGUUUUAAGACUCACAGAAACAAGCUUGAGGCUGUUUCUUCUUUUGUUGUUACUGUGAAAGAUUUUCUGAUUUUAUGUUGUAAUUUAAGGUAUGUAUGAGGACAUGGGAUGAUAAUUUCAUUCAGAUGCAACUAGAAUUUUGCGUCAAUUUGAGAUGAGCCCAGCAGAGGGCGCCAGUGUACUGUGAAUGAGCGUUUAUUGCAGAUCAAACGAUUGUAGUUUUGGUCUGCACCCUUUAUUAUUAUCUAAUUAUUUUAUUGAGUCAUGUUGAGAGAGUCAUUAUUUUGUUUAUUUAUAUUUAAAGUUUUAGUUUUUUAUUUAUAGUACUUCUCAGUACUGUUGGUUUUACUAGGCUGUGCCUCAAAUUGCAUUGAACCAUUCCAUUUAUAGUAUAAUUUGGCAGUAUAUAGGCCUAUACAGUGGACAUUAUGGGAGUUUUUUGCAUGUAUUGAAUACCCAGAUGAUCACCAUACAUUUACCAAAAGGUGCUGUAUAUCUAGUGUACACUAUACAGUGUGCUCAUCCAUCAUACAGUGCAGUACGUCUGACAAACCGCAAAAAAAUAAUGCAUUUUACAACUCAUUAAAUGAAAAAAAGCCAGAUUAAAUAAAAAACAAUCAUGCUUAAAUACAAAAUAGUGAAUGUUUCCAAGAAAUAUUAUUGGUACAUUUUUUCAUAUACACAAUUAAUUGACAGUAUACAAUUAAUAUUGUUCAGUAAAUGAUACACUAGUAUUUAAUCCAAAAUGUAGCCACAAACAUUUCAAUAACGUCUUUUUGCACAUUUAUACCAUUGAAAAUAAUGUUUUCCUUUAAUAGGCUAAUAUGUUUUGAUGACUUUCAAGGUAGGAGGAAAUCUGACAUGAAUUGUUAAAGGAAGAAAACAUUUCGGCACACAGGCCUGUAUACUGGGAUGUAGAUGCUGGUUGUGUAUACAGUAUAUAGAGUUUCUUUCUUCAACAAUUUUUUUGUAUACUUGCUCUUUUCAAGCACCUUAUUAAUAAGGGAAGUUGCCGAGACCAGAAUAACAUCAGAUUAACUACAACACACAUCAAUAUAAAAAAUACACUUUAUAAUUAAUUUCAACACAAGUUCAAAUUGAAAUAAAAAUAGCAAAAAUGGAGAAAGAAGGAAACCUAUGACCCUAUAAUGUGUGUCCAGCAUGGUUUGUGUUUGAAUGAAUGAGUUUCUAAUGAAGAAACUCAAGCUCUUGGUUUCUUGUUUUGUCAUAAAUAUAAGGUUUGUGUACAUGUUAGAGUCGUGUUACAGCAUGCCGUCAGUGUUGUUUGGUUGUGUGUAUUUUAACUAUCAUCAAAUGUUUCACUUUUGAGAUUUGAUGAUUAUUUGAUAUGCCAUUUAUUUUUUAAAUUUAGAAAGAUGUUUUUAAGUGCUUUUAUUAUUGCUGCCUUUGAUACUCUGUAUGAUUUUUUGAAAACAUUUAUUUUGUUAUAUUAUGUUGUUGAAGAAACGGAAAGAUUCGCUUUUGUUGGUCUGCACAUUUUAAGGGCCAUGAAACUAACAGCUGCUCUGGGGUGGACGGCCAAUCAGAUUCACAUCUGCUGUGAUUCCUUGAGAACUUUCCUUGAGAAAAGUAGUUUUAUUUUCAAAUGUAAAUGUGCCAUAAAUGGUUGGAUUGAGGAUUGGAGGAUUCAAUCAGUUUCCUGUUUAUAAUGGUUUCAGAUCUCUGGAAAUACUUGAGACGGAGAAUAUUGAGAAUAUUGCAAUACACAGAGAUCCAUGAUACCGAACACAUCCCAGACUCACACUUGUGUUUCCUUGUUAACAUACUGUAGGCCUACAAUGAUUUCACAAAGUCACAAACAGCUCCCCAGCGAUUGCAUGCGAAAAUGCAGCUCCGCUCGGACUGGAAAUGGCUUGUGUAAAUAGUGUACAAUAUCUUCUUUUUUAUUUUUUUAUCUGCAGACAUCUGUGCUUUUCAGCAGAUCUAUUUCUGUACAAAUGUUCCUCUGUAAAAACAAACACCUGCAGUCGGUUGAAAUAAAAACAUUUGCAGUAAAAGUAA
Molecule: messenger RNA, 4592 nt
Organism: Triplophysa dalaica
Lineage: Eukaryota; Metazoa; Chordata; Actinopteri; Cypriniformes; Nemacheilidae
Gene: tmem170b
Product: transmembrane protein 170B
Exons: 3
Coding region: 89-559 (156 amino acids)
Biological process (GO): negative regulation of canonical Wnt signaling pathway
Cellular component (GO): plasma membrane
Source: RefSeq, a predicted model, not a curated record